AUCGGAGCUCUGGAGAUCUUUGUUGGGAGCGUUGUCGUCGCAGAAGAAAUAGCGCAGGCCCCUGGCUUCAAGGUGCUUCCCGCUCCUCCCAGAAAGCAAAGAGAAGAGGGAAAAGAGAGAGAGGGAAGAGAGAGAGAGGGUAGUAUACAGAGAGAGGAGAGAGAGAGGGUAGUAUACAGAGAGAGAAGAGAGAGAGGUUAGUAUACAGAGAGAGAGAGGGUGUUAUACGUGACAAUGGCGUGCGAUGGUGCGGCAGCUUUGUGUUCGGAGAGCAGCAGCAGCAGAGGGGAUGAAGAGGUGACUCUGGCCGUCAAAUGGAGCGGCCGCGACUACACAGUCAGAGUCUGUGCCGACGACUCGGUGGGCGAAUUGAAGCGGCUCAUAUGCGAGGUUACGAACGUCCUUCCCAAGCGCCAGAAACUCCUCUAUCCAAAGGCGCCUCCAUCAAAGCUCUCUUCCGAUUCCACUCUCCUCUCCGACCUCCAACUCAAGUCCUCUUUCAAGAUGACCAUGAUCGGCACUGUGGAAGAUGAUAUUAUUGUUGACCCAGUGGAUGCUCCAGAGAUUGUUGAUGAUUUUGAGCUUGGGCAAGAUGAUGUUACUGAUAUCAAGGAUAAAGUGGUUAACAUACAAAAAUUGAAUCGGCGUAUCAAUCAAUACAAGGUCGAACUCCUUAAUCCAUGUCGGAGUGGAAAGAAACUGCUUGUUUUGGACAUUGACUAUACCCUCUUUGAUCACCGUUCAACAGCUGAGAACCCCAUAGAGCUUAUGCGGCCAUAUCUUCAUGAGUUCUUAUCUGCUGCUUAUGCUGAGUAUGAUAUAAUCAUAUGGUCUGCAACCAGUAUGAAGUGGGUCGAACUGAAGAUGGGACAGCUUGGGGUUCUCAACAAUCCGAAUUACAAAAUCACAGCUCUUCUUGAUCACUUGGCUAUGAUUACUGUACAGUCGGAUUCUCGUGGCAUCUUUGACUGCAAACCCCUUGGUCUAAUCUGGGCUCAUUUUCCUGAGUAUUACAAUUCCAAAAAUACCAUCAUGUUUGAUGACCUUAAGAGGAACUUUGUGAUGAAUCCACAGAAUGGUCUAGUUAUAAGGCCAUUUAGAAAGGCCCACAUUAACCGUGGUACGGAUCGAGAACUAGUGAAGCUUACACAUUAUUUACUAGCCAUAGCUGAGUUGGAGGACUUGAGCAAACUAGACCAUCGCAAAUGGGAGGCCUUUACAGAGAGGAACAUUUGACACUCAGAGUGGGGAGCCCUUGAGAUCUGAAUGAAAGACUCAAGCAUGAUGGUCUUCAAAGGUUGGAUCAGUAGUUCAAAUCCUUGGAUGUACCAUAUCCAAGACCGCAUUGAAUAUGUGCUGCUUUAUUCAGGGAUGUAUAGCAAUUUCACCAUCAUUGCUACUGGUGCAGCUCUAGGAUUUUCAUGUCAUCUGCUAUUAUGUACUAAAAUAUGAAGAAUUUUUUAAAAUAUGUAAUUGGUCUUUGGGUUAUCUGUUCA
Molecule: messenger RNA, 1496 nt
Organism: Amborella trichopoda
Lineage: Eukaryota; Viridiplantae; Streptophyta; Magnoliopsida; Amborellales; Amborellaceae
Product: ubiquitin family protein
Biological process (GO): regulation of proteasome assembly
Cellular component (GO): nucleus
Molecular function (GO): protein binding; phosphoprotein phosphatase activity
Source: RefSeq, a predicted model, not a curated record